Molecule: messenger RNA, 1717 nt
Organism: Cladophialophora immunda
Lineage: Eukaryota; Fungi; Ascomycota; Eurotiomycetes; Chaetothyriales; Herpotrichiellaceae
Exons: 1
Coding region: 375-1484 (369 amino acids)
Source: RefSeq, a predicted model, not a curated record
UAUAAUCCGGACCUAGUAGCAGUAGGUAAGUAGUGGAGAAGUUGAAGCUUGAUACGCUGUUACAAUCACUGGAUUGCGUAUUGCCUGAGCUACUUCUUUUGGGAGCCUCAGAAAUUCCCAAAGGUGCCAAGUCCGCAGCCCGCUCGACGCUGUCACCAGGGCCCGUUCCUCGCCUCUUCGGAUUUCUCGACCCAAUCUUCUCCUCGCGCCACAGCAACUCCAGAGACAAGUUCAAUGCCUUCGACGUGUCAUCCCACCGGACUGACUGAUAGAGAGCCUUGCGCCAACUGCAGCCAGACCCAAGUUGGCCUGUUCAUUGGGUGAACCACCACCUUGGUGUGCAACAUGUGCUUCGAGAAACCUGACGACCUGCCAUGAACGGAUUCGCCAAUGGCGGCACUGAAACCACCGAUAAGGACAAACCUACCCCAUUCCCCAAAAUCGAGGAGGAGGUCAAUUACAGCGGUCAGGAGCGAGAGUUUCGGGAGAGCAACAAGUUGAAGAAGCGCAAUGACGGCGCUCCAGGUCACAAGCGAUCUGUCUCCGGAAACCUCCUUUCACGUCUGAGCUUCCUUCGUACAAACAGCGAUCAGGACAAGACGGACGCCGGCGAUCGAGAUGGACCGGACUCUCCUCAUCGAGGGCGAGGUGCUAUGGCGGAAGCACAAACCCAAAGCAAGAGAAAGAGAAAGGGCUCACUAAGAAAAACAGUGCUGGGGAAAGGAAGGGACAGAAAGACUUCUGAUGUCAAAAAAUCACCUCUUUCUGGUGCCAACUCGCCAUCCGUGCAGCCCACAGAUGAAGAGGAAGAAGCACCGCCAACCCCCCGUGCCAGACAAGAUCUAUCGAGAUCAAGCCCGGUGUCGCCGGACUCUCCCCCAUCCUGGCCAUUUCGCACAUUAUCACGGGUUUCGAUACCCUCGAUCCGCAGCAGCAUUGCUUCCGUCGACCCAGCCUCGUCUGCAGCCUCGAUCAUCAGCCCCAACUUGGCUACUACUGAUGCGUCAACGGAUGACGAGGACCUCGUUUUGCCGGGCAUGUCAGCUCUGCGCAAACCCCCGUCGACAUCCUCGUUUGGGACCGACUCUUAUUUCCCCAUCCAAGAUCCUAUGCGUCGGAUGUUUGGCUCACGCACGCGAUCCCCACUGGCCACACAACCGCAGUCUAACGCCGGCACGCCGCCCGACGAAGAUGUCUGGGACUACUCCGAAACCGCUUUUUGGGGCUAUGUGAUCUUGCUUGUGACUUGGAUUGUCUUCGUUGUGGGCGUGGGGUCCUGCUUUGGGGUGUGGUCGUGGGCUUGGGAUGUGGGAGAAACACCAUACGCACCCCCGGAGUUAGAGGAUGAUCCUACUCUGCCUAUUGUUGGGUAUUACCCCGCGCUGAUGGUCUUGACGUGCAUUAUGGCUUGGGUCUGGGUGGUAGUCGCGUGGGUCGGCAUGAAAUAUUUCAGACACGCAGAUUUCAGAGGGGAUGACGGAUGAUGCCCUUAGCUUUGAACGAAUGGGGGUAUUUGAGAUUCAGUAUCAGAGCCACCUUGAUCGAACAAUUUAGAGAUGGUAUCAACUCCCGAGCACCUUGCUUCAUCCGCUUUUCCAACCUUAGUCGUUCUGCGCCUUCAUAUCAAUUUUGACCUAUAGCUCCCGAAAUUUUCCAACUCAAUCAUACACUCCUGCGCUGGGAAAGGGCACUUCUCUCCGGAUCAUACACGUCCUGG